Messenger RNA from Closterium sp. NIES-65, 1329 nucleotides. The record is from the annotation of a GenBank genome assembly. NCBI's taxonomy places the organism in Eukaryota, Viridiplantae, Streptophyta, Zygnematophyceae, Desmidiales, Closteriaceae.
AUGUACGACGAGUCCGUGGACAAUGCCAGCAGCUUCGCAGCAACUUCCUUCAGCACCACCACCACCUCCACCACCAUGAGACGAGGCGCAGCCGGCGGCUCAGCCGCCAAGUCAGGCACGAGCGGCACCACUGUAAACACCGCCAGCACCACUAAUACUACCACUUCCACCGCCACGAUUAACACCAGUGCCAUAGAUAGUACCGCCAGUCGCUCUGGCGCGUUAAACGAUUCCGAUGCUGGCAUUUCGGCGUUCACACGCGCAGACUUAGAACCUGACGACGUCCCACGAGGAGCAUUAGGAGGCAGUGGAGCCGAACCAGGAACUGGUUCAGGCUCGGGGGUACCAGCAGGGUUAGGCGAAGGCUCGGGGUUAGGAACGCCCGGGAGACGAACCCCUGUGAAACCUGCAGCGGGGGAAGGUUUAGCGGGGAGCUACGGUGACGAUUCCGCGCAGAUCGCUGCAGCGACAGCAGCAGCAGUGGCAGCUGCUGCUGAGUCCGGGUUGGGUGGAGUGGUAGGACGGAAGCCUCCCCGCGUGCCGUCGACACUAGGCGUGGAUGAGGAAUUCGAAGGGCCGGACACGUCUUCCCUCGCCGCGUUUCUGCUGUCGCUGAUAAGUAUCAAUCCGCGCGGGAACAAGGCGAGCUCUGACACGUGUUCGGAAUCAGGCGGGUCUUAUGUGGACUCGGAUUUCGAGGAGGAGUAUGAGGAGGUUGGGGAGGAGGAUAUUGGGGUGGUGGACGGUGAGGGGAAGGGAGGAGUGGUACCAAGCGGUUUGGGAGCAGGGCAGGAUGGGAGGGUGAGAAGAAGGGGACGAGGUGGGUUAGGAGGGGAGUUUGGUGGAGAGGAGGGAGGGGAGGGACAGGAGGAGGGUUUGAAGAAAUGGGAUACUGGGGAGAAUGGGAGAGUGAGAGGGGGUGGUGCUGGUGGGGGUGGGAAUGGCGGAGGGAGUGGGGGAGGGGCAAAGCGGGGCUGGUUACCCCCGUUUAUAUCACGCUUUGCAGCUGGACCAAGGGGUGCUCGAUCCCGGGAAUCCUCACCGUCAGUCACCCCGUCCUCCUCCUCCUCGUCGCUCUCGGCUGAUGCUGGAUGCGGUGACGUGGCGCUGACGUCAGCGUCCAGGCUGGAGGCGCGAGAGAACAACAACGGGGCGAAUCAAGGGGGCGUGGCGACGUCAGCAUCCGCUGCUGUGUCGUCAUCAUCAUCAGCUGCCAGAUAUGAUGGAGGAGUCGUUCCUGCUGUCCGACACGUGUCGCUCCGUGAUUUGCCAGAGCCUGCCUGCGAUUGCCAGUGGACGCGAGUGGGUUCUCCUGUACAGGUGGGCUGA